Messenger RNA from Acromyrmex echinatior (Panamanian leafcutter ant), 1215 nucleotides. Its product is annotated as putative cation-transporting ATPase 13A5. Gene Ontology annotation, cellular component: membrane. NCBI's taxonomy places the organism in Eukaryota, Metazoa, Arthropoda, Insecta, Hymenoptera, Formicidae. Gene Ontology annotation, molecular function: ATPase-coupled monoatomic cation transmembrane transporter activity; polyamine transmembrane transporter activity; P-type transmembrane transporter activity. Gene Ontology annotation, biological process: polyamine transmembrane transport; intracellular calcium ion homeostasis. The record is from RefSeq and is a predicted model, not a curated record.
UUCUUGAGCAUGUGAACACAUCAUGUUAUCCCUUCCAUCGUGGUCGACGUUUCGUAGUGUAAUGUGGAUCGGAAAAGAAAAAAAUAUACUGUACGAGCCUGAGAACGAUUAACGUGUCAGAAUCCAUCGAUCGCAUCAUUUGCUUUGAUAAGACUGGAACAUUAACCGAAGACGGUUUGAAUAUGUGAGGCGAGUGUAUUAGAUGACAAGUUUAGAUAUGUGGGGUUCUCCAAAUUUCGCAGCUGUUGUACAAGAAUAUACAUCCGAAGGAUAUCGAGUGAUCGCUCUCGCGCACAAAUCUCUGAAUUGUCUUCCGUACGCCAAGGUGCAACGCAUAAAUCGUGAAGCUGCCGAGAUUGACUUGACAUUCUUGGCGCUUAUAAUUAUGGAGAGAUUUCGCCGGUGCUCGCCGAAUUGAAUACCGUGUACAUUAAAAAACGGUGAUGGUGACGACAAUACAUUGAUCGCACUCUCAGAGACUGCGACAUCGUAAAGCCAGUUACGCCUGUGAUCCAUCAAAUGGAAACCACAGAUUUACUUCACAAAGAGCGAUAGUCAACCAUCACCAAUCUUACUAAAUAGUCAGCCGGCAAAAUAUUCGAUUUGAACAAUGUAAUUAAUUUAAUUUGAAAAUUGUCGAGAGAGGUUCCUUCGGUAAUACUAAGUUGGAAGAUAAUAUCAAUUAUUUAUCAGAUGAUGUGCAAUAUUUCAAGAACAAGUACGCGUUUGCGUUAACAGAAAAAAAAGUGGGGAUUAAUAAAGCAGUAUUAUCCAGAACUGAUACUUAACGUGGUGUUCCGCGAUGUCAUUUUUGCGAGAAUGUCGCCGGAUCAGAAGCAGCAGUUGGUUCAAAAACUGUAGUCUUAACUUAUGAUAUUACAUUGGAUGUUGCCAGGCAUACAACGUAAUGGAGAAAAGAAGGAUAAAAAAAGAGAAAAAGAUUCGAUCAACAUUAUCGCAGAAGAAACAAUGUUAGCGUGGGACCGUUGGGUGGCGAAAAGUUUCGCAGCAAGAACAACGGCGAUACAGACCGAGACCAAAAAGGCGCGCUUAUGCUUCGUUAGAUUCCUUGCAAGAAACGCUUCAAUCUCUCGCCGCGACAGGCAAUAUACAUUUUUGCGACCGCACAAUACGUCCGACGGGGAUCACGAUAUACAAGCGAUCGGCUGCGAAAGCCAUCGUGGCGUGGAUUAUCAGAAUUUCACGGGUUUCUGA